AUGGUGGAGCAUAGGACCUCAAGUGGUGGCCUGGAAGAUGGAAAGAAAACCAUACAACUAAGACCAAACUCUUUGUUUGAGUAUGACAAAAAUGUUGGACCUGUCAUCGUUGGAUUGGACAAAAAUAUAAACUACUACAAACUCUUGUAUGCUACUCUUUGUAUUCGGCAAAUUAUUGUGUCCGAACCCGGGUGCCUUUUUAUUGCUACCAAUCGUGAUACUGUUGGACAUUUCACGGGUGUACAGGAAUGGCUAGGUGCGGGAUGUAUGGUUGCUGCUAUAUGUGAAUCAGUGCAAAAGGAGCCCGUUAUUGUCGGAAAACCGUCGACUUUCAUGAUGGACUUCUUAUUAGAGAGGGGAAAUUAUUGGGUUCGGACAUCGGACACAUCUUACCGUUCGGUACUUCACAGUACCGAGCAUACUGAGCUCGGUACUUAG
Dendrobium catenatum is the source of this 438-nucleotide messenger RNA. Its product is annotated as phosphoglycolate phosphatase 2-like. Lineage: Eukaryota; Viridiplantae; Streptophyta; Magnoliopsida; Asparagales; Orchidaceae. The coding region runs from base 1 to 438 and encodes 145 amino acids. The record is from RefSeq and is a predicted model, not a curated record. The transcript is spliced from 7 exons. Gene Ontology annotation, molecular function: phosphatase activity.